AUGGAUGCCGAUGUCGACGCCGACACUACUGCCAAUGCAACAACUCCAGCCGAACCUCAACAGGUGUCACAGGCCAAAAUGUCGCAGGCUGCGGAAGGGCCAGAACAACCCUUUGUACAGGGUGCCCAGGUCACGGAGCAAACGGCCGGGCCCAGUCCCGUAGGAGCGCCUCCUAUGCCUCAUGCCACCCUAUCACAAGUGCAAGACGAAGGACUCAAAAACCUCAUGAUGGCUUGCGAGCAAACCAGAACAGGAGCUCAUAACCCAGCUGAAAGUACAGUAACGAAAGUGGCAGGUAUUUUUUCUGCGUUUACCGCUAUCCUGCACUGCGUAUAUCGAAUGAAGCGCAGCGACCCCAUUGGCGGCCUCACCCUAAUCCCUAUGACUUCGUUUGGUCUAGAUUCUGAAUAUCAUUCUCAUGUCUAUCUGCCUCCUCUUGCUUAG
Aspergillus niger is the source of this 444-nucleotide messenger RNA. RefSeq lists its product as hypothetical. The transcript has 5 exons. Bases 1 to 444 code for a protein of 147 amino acids. The record is from RefSeq and is a predicted model, not a curated record. Lineage: Eukaryota; Fungi; Ascomycota; Eurotiomycetes; Eurotiales; Aspergillaceae.